This is a messenger RNA of Cladophialophora bantiana CBS 173.52, 4368 nucleotides long. RefSeq lists its product as uncharacterized. Bases 1 to 4368 code for a protein of 1455 amino acids. The transcript has 3 exons. NCBI's taxonomy places the organism in Eukaryota, Fungi, Ascomycota, Eurotiomycetes, Chaetothyriales, Herpotrichiellaceae. Gene Ontology annotation, molecular function: RNA binding; ATP binding. Gene Ontology annotation, cellular component: intracellular anatomical structure. The record is from RefSeq and is a predicted model, not a curated record.
AUGGCCCCAAAGAAGAAGAAGAAGCCCACGGCUAAUCCUGCUCGAGGCUUUGCCACGACUUCUCUACCUUCUAAGUCCAAGACCGUUGACGAGCCGGAUCAGGCUUUGGUUAACGUCAAUGAUGAAUCUCUGGUAGCAGGCACUGAUACUAAACUCACGGCACGGCUUGAUGACGAGCACGCGGCUCCGAACAGCGGCAAGCCGUCUGAGCACGGUCUGAAGAUCCAAGAUAUGACUCCCGAGGAGUUUGAAGCUCAUCUGGAAGAAUCUGAAUUGGAGACGAUGCUCAGCAAGUAUGCUAACCGAUGCAUUGCUGAUGCUCGACGUCAAGUGGUCAGACUAGAAACCGAGCGGCGUCAAUUGCGUCCGCAGGCCCAUAGGUUAUCAACAUACAACUGGUUGCCCGAAGAGACGAUUAACGAUGUGUUCGGUAUGGACGUUGGGGAUACGAAUGCUGUAUUUCCAGCCUCCAGGGGCGUUCGGACUUCAGUAGAUGAAGAGAAGCUCUCGGUCGACCUCUGGAGUUUGGAGAGAGUCUUGGUGUCAUUGAACUUUCCGAGUGUCUCACUGGCAGUUGCUUACAUUACUGAAAUUGCUCUUCUGGGACAGCUAACGGUAACCCCUGACUCCCUCUCUGGUCUGCCUGAAGCUUUGCAAUGGUAUGCCUCUAAAGGUCCAGCGACGGAACUCAUGAACUAUGAGCAGACGACAGGAACAAAGACUGGAUUGAGUGGUGAUAGCACGCCUCUCCAAAUAGCAUCAGAACCGGCAACCGGCAACCAAAGCAGACAGUCUCCUGCGGCGACUCCUGCAGGAGUCGCAGAAGCGGAGGAAGACUCAUCGGCAAGCCCAGAGGCUUCAGAAUCUGAGGAAGACAACGACCCUGCGAAACUGACAGAGAAAUUUGUUGGAAUUCAACAACAGAUCUGGGUGGCUCAAAACGAAGAAGCCAACGACAGGAUGAAGGCAGUGGCCAGAAAGGAAAAGCGAAUCGCUAGAUUGCAGAGUAAAUUACAACAACUAUGUUGUGAUCCGCUGUUCGAUAAACAAGAAGCAGAAGCUGCAUGGGCAACCAUCUUGACUCAACUCCAGGGAACACGCCAACAACUCAUGCGGGUUGCUGCUACAAAACGGCGAGAGCAAAAGCAAGCCGCCGCUCAACAAAACAUUGACGAUGAUACCGAGAUCAAGAAGCUCGUGGCAGAGGACAAUGGACCUGCAACUGCUGAGGAUGAAGAUGGUCUUCUGGGCGGCAUGUUUGGAGAAUCUGAAGACACUCUUAUUCCUCAGCAGAACCACCCGGCAUCUGAGAGCUCAAUAAGACUACUGGACUUUGGAAAUUGGUCUGGCCUUUCGCCGAAACGACUGCUUGAUGAAGUCUGUAGAACCCGUGAUUCGGGAUGUCGAGUACAGAGCAGAACUUUGCAGGAAACCUCAUACUCUGCGCGACACACUCUACAAAUCUCUUGGACAGCCAAUACUAUGCCUGAAGGUCUCGCUACGACGGCAUUACCACCCGAGAUCUUUGCGCAAGUUAGUGAGCGACUUUGGGAAUUGGAGAUGAGAAUGAUUGCGGCAGCAAGCACUGCUCAAUCGGAAGCUUAUAUCUGCACGCUCGGCCUGUUUCUGGUGUCAACACUAGGCGCAAGUGAGCAGAAAGCAAUUGGUCGUCUGCCGACCGUCUGGAGAGAUGUGGUCAAAGACUUGGGCGAAGCAAAAGAGAAGGUCGUCAACAAGGAACGGAAAGAGACCCUGCGGCGGCUUCGGGCGCUCAUUCAUGAAACACAGGAACGACUGAAACAGCAACAAGCAAAACUCCCCAGCAAGGAGCUAGCUAAGCCGCUCAGCAACGUCAGUGAUCGCCGCCGGACAAGAGUACCUGUCUCGAAUUGGAGCCCAGAACAAGUUUCUAAGGAAUGGAAUAUGCGAACCUCUCAUUCAUCUUUUCAUGAAAUGCUCCAAAUCCGCCAACAGCUCCCUGUUCAUCAGUACAAAGACCAGAUCCUCUCUUGCAUUCGCAAAAACGCGGUGAGCGUCAUUUGCGCAGAGACUGGAGCUGGCAAGUCAUCUGGGAUCCCGGUCCUGCUUCUGGAACAGGAGUUCAGCGCCGGUCGAGAUUAUCGCAUCCUUGUGACGCAGCCAAGGAGAAUAUCUGCUAUCACCUUGGCCAGACGUGUUUCUCAGGAGCUGGGGGAGAGUCGGAAUGACAUCGGCACUAAUAGAUCACUUGUCGGCUAUGCAAUCCGUUUGGAGAGCAAGACCAGCAAUACCACUCGCAUCACAUAUGCGACGACCGGCGUUUUGUUGAGAAUGUUGGAGGAAUCCCCGAACCUCAUUGAGCUGGACUGCCUCAUCCUGGAUGAAGUCCAUGAACGUACAAUGGAUUUGGACCUGCUAUUUAUCGCGUUGCAGAAGUUGAUGAAGCGCCGGAGUACAUUGAAGAUCGUCCUCAUGUCGGCUACAGUUGACGCGAAGAAAUUCUCGGACUACUUUGGUGGCGCACCGGUGUUAGACCUGCCUGGAAGGACAUUUCCUGUUGAAGUGGGAUUCCUAGAGGAUGCGGUCGAGGUUACCAAUGACCUUGCUGGCGUCAAAGAAAAUGACUUAGUCGUCCAGGACGAAGAUCAGGACUUUGACGAGUUUUACGCGAACGAUAAGGGGCGACCUGUCAUCGCCGAACCGGAGAAGUACAGUAGUCAGACUCAACAGGCGGUUGUCAACAUGGAUGAAUAUCAUAUUGACUAUAGCCUUGUCGCAAAACUCGCCGCCACCAUUGCCACCAAACCACGUUAUGCGAAAUACAGCAGUGCAAUCCUGAUCUUCAUGCCGGGCAUAGGCGAAAUGCGACGUCUGUACAGCUUUCUCCUCUCAAUGGACACCUUCGGCAGAAACUGGGUCGUGCACCUUUUACAUUCGACCUUCUCGACUGAGGAGCUCGAGCGGGCCUUUGAGCGACCGCCAAAAGGGCACAGAAAGAUCGUGAUCGCGACCAAUAUCGCCGAGACUGGCAUAACCAUUCCAGACGUGACGGCGGUGAUCGACACGUGCAAGGAGAAAAUCAUGCGCUUCGAUGAACGCCGCCAGCUCUCGCGGCUGACGGAGGGAUUCAUUUCCCGCUCUUCAGCGCGGCAGCGGAGAGGUCGCGCCGCUCGCGUCCAGGAGGGUCUCUGCUUCCACCUCGUCACCAAGCAUCGGUACGAAAAUCUGAUGCUUGAGCAGCAAGUCCCAGAAAUGCUGCGACUGAGUUUGCAGGAUCCGAUUCUGCGGAUCAAGGUGUGGAAUCUGGGGUCGAUUGAGGAGACGCUCAAUGCGGCGAUCGAGCCGCCUUCGAGGAAGAAUGUGCUCAGAGCGAUUGACAAGUUGAAGGACGCGGGAGCGUUGGCCAAGAAUGAGGCGCUGACGCCGCUGGGGCAGCAGAUUGCUAGGCUACCCCUGGAGGUGUUGUUGGCGAAGCUGGCGAUCUUUGGGGUCAUUUUCAGAUGUCUGGAUCCCAUACUCGCCAUCAUAUCCCUCUUGGGCUCCAAGUCACCGUUCCUGCCCAUUCCAACUUCCGGUUCACAGAUCGAUGCUCGACACGCGUUCAGUCGGGGUAACUCGGACCUGCUCUCGUCCCUGAACGCCUACGAAAGCUGGAAGAAAGCCAAAGCAGCCCGCAUGGCCCAGGAAUUCUGCCGCAAAAACCACAUCAGCGACCAGACGAUGGGGCAGGUCGAGGCGCAAAAGAUUCAGUUGCUCGUGUACCUCGUCGACGCAGGCCUGGUGACGCUGGAGCCGGAGGAACGAGCAGCCCUGAACAGGGCCCGCACUUAUUCCGGACGAGGCGGUGUUCUUCCGUCCUACGAUAUUCCCGCCCGUUACAACCAGACCGUGCCCGACCGGGCCCUCAACGCCAUCAUCGCCAUGGCACUGUACCCUCGGAUCCUCAUGCAGGAAGGCAAAGGCUGGCGCAACGUGUACACGAACCAGCUCGUCUCGCUCAUACCGCGAUCUGUCAACCACCCCUCCUCUUCCCAGACUCCCAAGACAGCACCGACGGCACCGCGCUGGCUCUCCUUCUACGAGGCCGUGCAAAACACCCGCAGCGGCGCCCUCAAUGUCUUUGAGACAUCUGCCAUCCCCGAGUCCGCGCUCGCGAUGCUCUUGGGCGCGGAAGCGGAGUUUAAGUUCUUCGCGGGGGUCUUGCUGUUGGAUGGUGGGAAGGUGAAGCUUUCGGUCAAGCGCUGGAGGGAGCUGAUGGCAGUGAAGAUCUUGAGGGAGAGGGUGUUGGGCGUGCUGGAGGAGUGUUAUAAGAGGCCUGGAGAGGUAGGAGAAGAAGGGAGGGUGUGGUUGGACAUGUGGUUGAAAAUCGAGGCGGCACAAGAGGGCUAA